AUGCACAGAACUUAUUCAUUGAGAAAUUCAAGGGCUCCAACCGCAUCCCAAUUACAAAAUCCCCCACCACCACCAGCUACCACCCGUGGUAAAUUCUUUGGCCGUGGAGGUAUUGCUUAUGCCUUUAGACGUGGUGCAGCUGGUGUUUUUGGUCCUGAAUUAGCCCGUAAAUUGUCUCAACUAGUCAAAAUCGAAAAAAAUGUUCUACGUUCUAUGGAAAUCGUCGCAAAUGAACGUCGUGAUGCCGCUAAACAAUUAUCUCUUUGGGGUGUCGAAAACGAUGAUGAUGUCUCUGAUAUCACUGAUAAGUUAGGUGUAUUAAUCUACGAAAUUAGUGAAUUAGAUGACCAAUUCAUCGAUCGUUAUGACCAAUAUAGAUUGACUUUAAAAUCUAUUAGAGACAUCGAGGCUUCUGUACAACCAAGUCGUGACAGAAAGGACAAAAUCACUGAUAAAAUUGCAUAUUUGAAAUAUAAAGAUCCACUGUCUCCAAAGAUCGAAAUCCUAGAACAAGAACUCGUUCGUGCUGAAGCUGAGUGUCUUGUUGCAGAAGCACAAUUAUCUAACAUCACAAGAUCCAAACUGAGGGCAGCUUUCAAUUAUAAUUUCGAUUCCAUCAUUGAACAUUCUGAAAAAAUUGCAUUAAUUGCUGGUUACGGUAAAGCUUUAUUAGAACUGUUAGAUGAUUCUCCCGUCACACCUGGUGAAACAAGACCUGCUUAUGAUGGAUAUGAAGCAUCAAAACAAAUUAUUAUUGAUGCUGAAGCUGCAUUGAAUGAAUGGACUUUGGAUUCUGCUCAAGUCAAGCCAACUCUGUCAUUUAGACAAGAAUACGAAGACUAUGAAACUGAUGAAUCUGAAGAUGUCGGUGAUAUCGUAAAUGAAGAAAGUGAAAUAGCAGAUGAGGAAGCUGGUACUGCGUGGUCUAAUGAAGAGGAAGAACAAGAAGUCGAACAAGAAAUAGAACACGAUGAACCACAGAAGGUAGAAGCACAAUAA
Arxiozyma heterogenica is the source of this 999-nucleotide messenger RNA. It is a transcript of the gene PIL1, whose product is annotated as lipid-binding protein PIL1. Gene Ontology annotation, molecular function: lipid binding. Gene Ontology annotation, cellular component: plasma membrane; eisosome filament. NCBI's taxonomy places the organism in Eukaryota, Fungi, Ascomycota, Saccharomycetes, Saccharomycetales, Saccharomycetaceae. The record is from RefSeq and is a predicted model, not a curated record. Bases 1 to 999 code for a protein of 332 amino acids. The transcript has a single exon. Gene Ontology annotation, biological process: endocytosis; eisosome assembly.